AACUUGCAGCUGAGGAUUCUUGCUCAAGAGCCCAUCAGCAGGGUGAACAGUACCCGGCUACAUCAGAGACGGAUUUCAACCCGGGCUGUCCCGUUUGGAGGACGGUGUUCCUCACGCCACAGCCGCUGCUGUGUAGCUGUGAGCUUCCUCGGUUGGGAAUAAAGAGGAGGAGGAAGAGGAGGAAGGGUGGGGAAUCCGGCGCUUCAGGACGGCUGAGUCCUCUUGCGAUGCAUGGAGGCUGCUUGGAAAUGCUCCCCGGGUCUCCGGAGCGCAUGAGGCGGUUCCAGCCGAGCAACGGGCCGCAGCACAGAGGGGAUCCGGCCGCUUAUCUCUGCCAGGCUGCCACACCAUAGGUUCAGCUACAGGAUUCGGUAAACCACGAAGGAGCGGAGGCAUAUUCGCCGACAGCGCCGUGAUCUGGGAGCCUAAAGGCAUCACUUCACACCCCUGCGUCGCAGCGGUUGCUGGAUAACGGUGUAAGCUGUCGGGUGGCAUCUAUGCAAUUUUUUCUCGACUUUUCAUUGUAUUAUGAACACAGAGGAGGGAGAGGCGGGUGCAGCUUGCGGGGAGGCGAGGGGAGGCACCGGCAUCACCUACCGCCACACCUGGGAUGAAGGCGAGCCGCUGGGUUGCCAAGGACGUCGGCACCCCGAGGAUGAGGACGAGGCAGCGGCGCAGGGAGAGGACGGAGAGGGCUGCCUGGAGGGCCGGGGCUGCAGAGAAGCAGGUGAGAGGAGCAACGGGGGGACUUUUUCCAGUGAGGAAGGAGCGGUCGGGGGAACAUCGUGCAAGGAGCAGGCGAUGCAUUCAAACAGCAGCAGCGAAACCUGCAUCCCCACUCCCAGCUGCCGGAUCUGCUUCCAAGGCGCAGAGCAGGGCGACCUGUUGAACCCGUGUCGGUGUGACGGUUCUGUGCGUUACACCCACCAGCACUGCCUGCUGAAGUGGAUCAGUGAGCGCGGCUGCUGGACCUGCGAGCUCUGCUGCUAUCGCUUCCACGUCAUCGCCAUCAACUUGAAGACGCCUCGGCAGUGGCAGUCCAUCACCAUCACCCUGGUGGAGAAGGUGCAGAUCAUCGCCGUGUUUCUGGGCUCUCUCUUCCUGGUGUCCAGCAUCUCCUGGCUGCUGUGGUCCACUCUGAGCCCGCAGGCCAUCUGGCAGCGCCGCGACCUCCUCUUCCAGAUCUGCUACGGCAUGUACGGCUUCAUGGACCUGGUCUGCUUAGGUUUGAUUGUCCACGAGGGGGCGGCGGUGUACAACGUAUUCAUGCGCUGGCGAGCCGUCAACCUCCACUGGGAUCUUAAGAGCUACGAUAAAGCAAAAGACAUGGAGGAGACGAGCAAUGGCCAUUCCUCAUUGGUCCCCAGGACACUUUGGUUGCCUCUGGCUACCUUUGGGCCCAAUGGCCACCUACACUCCACCCAGCUGGGGCCGCAGCCAUGGACCUGCCUCUGUUUGGCCCCCUUCUGCCCUGGCCUGGUGCCCCGAAACAACCUCAGCCAGGACAGUGACUCAGGAGAGGUUGUCAUUCGUGUGACAUCGGUGUAACACCAGGCAGUAUUUAUGCAGGAACAAGCAUCUGAUGGUUUUCACUUGGUGGUAACAAUGAGCUUCUCUGGGCAGUUUAUAUUACACAAUUUGUUGACUUUUUUUUGCAGUUUUUCCAAAUGUUUUCCGAAUGAAUUGUUUGUCUGCUCUGGGGCGGGUCCUCAAAACAAUCUCAACAGUUAAAUGAACUCAUGUGGGGUGUCAUUGCCUUUGUGUUUAAUUCUUAGAAGAAAAAACAACAGUCAACAGUCACCUCUAGCCUUUCUUUUUCCAAACCCUUGUGCAGUAUUCAAGUCUCGUGGGAUAGAAGGUAGUGAUGAGAAAGAUGAUUAGAUUUACAACUUGUGACCAUUUACAUCCUCACACAUUCAUGAUGGUAAGGUUAAUAGAUACUGUACAUGGUCAACAUAGCACUAUAUACCUUAAAUGUGGCUUUUUUUCCUAUUGAAUGAUGGGCUUUGGCUGAUUUGAGGCAUCCAUGCUUGUUUGCUUUUUGAGACACUUUGCAUUGUUUGGCAACAGGUGGAAUAUGUGAAAGCUUUGUGACACAAUCAGUUUCCCAGUGGUAAUUAUGACUGGGAUAUUGAUGUGAACAAGUAUUUACAGAAGUUGCCACAUGACAUAAACGCAGUAAAAUAAUGAAUGAAACUUUA
Messenger RNA from Sander lucioperca (pikeperch), 2201 nucleotides. It is a transcript of the gene marchf11, whose product is annotated as membrane-associated ring finger (C3HC4) 11. Bases 529 to 1548 code for a protein of 339 amino acids. Gene Ontology annotation, molecular function: ubiquitin-protein transferase activity; zinc ion binding. The transcript has 4 exons. NCBI's taxonomy places the organism in Eukaryota, Metazoa, Chordata, Actinopteri, Perciformes, Percidae. Gene Ontology annotation, biological process: protein ubiquitination. The record is from RefSeq and is a predicted model, not a curated record.